Photinus pyralis (common eastern firefly) is the source of this 3084-nucleotide messenger RNA. Its product is annotated as fatty acyl-CoA reductase wat-like. The transcript has 7 exons. Gene Ontology annotation, biological process: long-chain fatty-acyl-CoA metabolic process. Gene Ontology annotation, molecular function: alcohol-forming very long-chain fatty acyl-CoA reductase (NADP+) activity. The coding region runs from base 1494 to 3032 and encodes 512 amino acids. Lineage: Eukaryota; Metazoa; Arthropoda; Insecta; Coleoptera; Lampyridae. The record is from RefSeq and is a predicted model, not a curated record. Gene Ontology annotation, cellular component: peroxisome.
CCAGGCAUAAUUUAUGGAAAAUAUGUGUUAUUCUAUUCUUUACUUAUAUUCAAAAGAAGGAUUAAAUGGGAAUCUAACGAGAAGCUAGUUUUCGAUCGAUUGCUCAGUCGUUCCCUCCCUACCCAAUUAUGGCCGCAAUGAGUUUUUGUAAUUUACAUUUCAUUUAGUUGGACGGCGAUUGAUAUUGAAUGCGUUUAACGAAAACUUGUGCGGUUUUUGCUGUUUGUUGUGGUCGUACCUGAACGGUGACUCUCCCACCAGAUCAUAGGGCGACGCCAGGUGCAGAGAGAUACAUCCCCAACAUGAUUGUUAUGCGGCCUCCAGAAUGUCUUGGCCAUCAUCUGAAAACUAUUCCAGAGGAAGGAUCCUGGUAGAGUAAUUUGUGUGUCGACCUUUCAGGCUGUUUCAGGCACAUUUGUGAAGAAAGCGAGUUCACCGGCUGCGCAAGGUAAGUGAGAGGGCUCCACCGUAACAGCGGAAAUCAGUUCCAUUCCGACGGAGGGGACUCGGAGGAGGGAACCUGUGCAUCAGUCACAUCAAAGUUCAAUGUAGUUUGUCACUAUAGAUUCAUAAAAUUACGUUGCCUAAGAUCCGCUGUGGACUGGAUGAGUUAACCUGGAGGACAGUCAGCAACAUUACAGAGGUAAUUUUCAAGGAAUAGGCAUCGAAGUUUUGGCAGCUCUAGGCGCACAAAGUGCCUGGAUUGCUAUUUCUUCCAAACUAAGGAGUUUCCAUUCAAUAUCGACACAAGCUUCUGAGGGACACUGGAAGUGUUCCGGGACGAAACGCUUCUAAGCAGGGAGCAGUAUUAAACACUGUUAUUUGGAGACCGAAACAGUCUACCAGGAAGUUCUUAUACAGUUCCCAAACCAAGACUAGUAUAGAUAGUUUAAUGCUAGUGUAAUGAAAAUCAAUAAACGUUACUGUUAAGGUUGAUGAUGAUCUCUCCGAAAAGAAACGUUGUAUUAAAAAAUCUGUCAAGGCUGUCUUGUAGAGCUCAAAAAGUCACAUGAAAAAGUGUAUCUGCACCAGAAAAAAAGAAAACGAAAUCGGUAAAUUUCGGUUUUUCUGACAUACCUUUGGAAGUAAUCGGAAUUUGUGGGUUUCUGAUCUUCUAGGGCGAUUCCCAAGACAGACCUAGGAUACAUUUCAGUUUUAAUGUCUUUUAGAAACCUUUUUUGAGCUCGUCUGCCAGCAUCCGAAAUCACUUGCGGCACUACUGGAAUGUUUAAACUCUGUCCGAUUCCAUUUUGAAUUUGCAUCAAAGUUCAAAGCCAGCAGACACUUUUGCAUACAAAGGCAAUUACUGCAUUUUAAAUUCGCUAUUGUAUGUCUGAUUCGUAUUGUGUAUAAAAGAUCAAAGUAUACACAAAAUUAAUGACUUAAAGUGACCUACAUUUGAAUGAGCGUCAAAAUUUGUCCGUGGCGUUCCCAGUUUAAAAGCUAAGGGUUCCGAUGGAACGCGCAUUUCGUUUCAUCUCGAGGCACCGACAAUGGAUCGUCCGGGAGUUGAGGAGUUUCUCGCUGGCGCUAACGUUCUUUUGACCGGUGCAACCGGCUUAAUGGGAAAACUGACGAUGGAAAAGCUUCUUCGUUCUUGCAGCGACCUGAAGAAGCUCUACGUGUUGGUCCGCGUGAAAAAAGGAAAAGCCGCCGAGGACCGACUUGCGGAGCUUUUCGAGAAUGUGGUAUUCGAUCAAUUGAAAAAUGAGCAGCCCGAUUUUUUGAGUAAAGUGGUACUUAUCCACGGCGAUUGUGUUCAACCUAAUCUUGGGCUGAGCGAGGAUGAUCAAAACAUGCUGAGGGCAAAAGUGAACUGCGUCCUGCACUUUGCGGCAACCGUCAGAUUCGAUCAAACUAUUCGAACGGCCACCUACAUCAACGUCAGGGCGACGCGAGAUCUUCUGAGGCUCGCCACGGAGAUGCCCAAUCUCAAAUCUUUUGUUUACAUGUCAACGGCCUACUCCCACUGCGUCCGAAGUAGCAUAGGCGAAGAGUUCUACGAAACACCGAUUACCGGGGAGAAACUAAUAACCCUAGUUGACACCUGCAGCGAAGAAUUCCUCGACAGAAUAACACCAACACUUCUGGAAAGUUGGCCGAACACGUACUCGUUCACGAAAGCCGUCGCCGAGGAGGUUGUGCAGUGUUUCAGUGACAGAUUAGCGGUUGCCAUAGUUCGGCCUUCCAUAGUACUGCCAACGGCAAGGGAGCCGUUACUGGGAUGGACCGAUAACAUGUACGGGAUAGUUGGAUUAGUUCUCGGCAUUAGUUUGGGUGUAAUUCGUGUAGCUCGUAUUAAAUUCGACUGUUUGGCCGAUAUGGUGCCGGCAGACUACUGCAUUAACAAUGCCAUUGCCGCCGCCUGGUACGUCGGAGAGAAAACGAACCGGGAAGUCGCCAGCAACUUCGAUAAUCGACCUCCAAUAUUUAACUUCGUAAUUAGUCCCCAUGCCUCCAUCACUUGGAGAAAUUUUUGGAGGUGGGUAGAUGCCCAUUUAAGAAAAAUACCAACAAAAUACCUGGUGUGGUACCCUUGUUGUUUCUUCGUAGAGAAUUACUACACGUACAUGCUCCUCGCCAUUCUUUUUCACCACAUACCGGCGCAUCUCGCCGACUUUGUCAUGCUUUGCCUUGGACGACAGCCGUCCUCCGCGGUUCCCGGAUUUUCCCAUUUAAAUUACCGGCCUGUCGACGGAGCUAGAAAAAUCGAUAAGGCCAUGAAUGCCAUCUCGUACUUUUCGACAAGAGAAUGGAUGUUUUCCGACCAGAACACUCAAGAGCUAUAUCGGCAACUGAAUGACACGGACAAGAAAAAGUUCUUCUUUGAUUUGAGCAACUUCGAUUGGAACCAGUACUUCCGCUCCGGGGUAGAAGGCGCUCGCGUGUACAUUGUUAAGGACCCUUUGGAAACCAUACGGGAAGGGAAAAAACGAUACCGGAAGCUACAAAUUUAUCAUUUCGCUUUAGUAACAGUUUUAUGUUUGGGACUUUUAUGGCUGUGCUAUUUUAUAUUCAAAUUAUUGUUUUAAGUACGCAAUUUUUGAUGAACAUGUAAUAAGUACUAGAGUAGCAUUAGGCACU